Centrocercus urophasianus (Greater sage-grouse) is the source of this 2403-nucleotide messenger RNA. RefSeq names its product monoacylglycerol O-acyltransferase 2 (gene MOGAT2). NCBI's taxonomy places the organism in Eukaryota, Metazoa, Chordata, Aves, Galliformes, Phasianidae. The coding region runs from base 307 to 1314 and encodes 335 amino acids. The transcript is spliced from 6 exons. The record is from RefSeq and is a predicted model, not a curated record. Gene Ontology annotation, molecular function: 2-acylglycerol O-acyltransferase activity; diacylglycerol O-acyltransferase activity. Gene Ontology annotation, biological process: diacylglycerol biosynthetic process; triglyceride biosynthetic process. Gene Ontology annotation, cellular component: endoplasmic reticulum membrane.
GCCAACACUGCUUCACAAGCUCCUUCCUCGCCUUUCCCUCCUGCUCUCUCCUGCAGCUGCUGUCGCACAACGAGUGAUGGAUUUUCCUUUUUGGGAGCUGCAGAGCAGGAGGACACUUGCAGCACCAACAACACGACGAGUGUCACACUGACAUAAAGUCAGUGACACCUCCCAGCAAAGUCCCCUGCACGUUGCACAACCCCCUGUACUGUAAAGCUGCAUAAAUAUUGACGGGCGACUUUGCACUUUGCAUUCACCACUUGCUGAGCUUCCUCCUCCUCCUGAGACCUGCAGGCAGAGCCCAGGAUGAAGAUUGAGUUUGCUCCGCUCUCCCUGCCUCUGCAGAGGAGGCUUCAGACCGCAGCGGUGGUCCAGUGGGUCUUCAGCUUCCUAUGUCUAGCACAGUGCUGCAUCGCUGCCUUCGUCGGCCUCCUCUUCACCCGCUUUUGGCUGCUCAGCGUCCUCUACGCCGCCUGGUGGUUCGUAGACAGGGAAGCACCGAUCCGGGGCGGGCGGCGGAUCCGCAUGGUGCGGGACAGCGCUGUGUGGAGACACAUGAAGGACUUCUUCCCCGUCACGCUGGUGAAAACAGCGGAGUUGGACCCUAGGCAGAACUACUUGGUGGGAUUUCACCCCCACGGGGUGCUGGCGGUGGGAGCCUUCAUCAAUUUCGGCACAGAGGCGACAGGGUUUUCCACCAUCUUCCCAGGCAUCACCCCACACCUGAUGACUCUCUCCUUGUGGUUCCGUGUCCCCUUCUUACGGGACUACCUGAUGAGCGCAGGCCUUGUGUCCUCUGACAAGGAGAGCGCGUACCAUGUACUGCAGAAGCCAGAGGGGGGGAACCUGCUGGCUGUCAUCGUCGGUGGGUCUCAGGAGGCUCUGGAUGCCCGGCCAGGAUCCUGCACCUUGCUGCUGAAGAACAGGAAGGGAUUUGUCCGCGUGGCCAUCAAGCAGGGCACCCCACUGGUCCCUGCCUUUUCCUUUGGGGAGAAUGAGCUCUACGACCAGUUGAGCAACCCCAAGGGCUCAUGGCUGCGGUGGAUCCAGCACCGGCUCCAGCAGAUCAUGGGCAUCUCCCUGCCCCUCUUCCACGCAAGAGGUAUCUUCCAGUACAGCUUUGGGGUGGUCCCCUACCGCCGGCCCAUCAACACCGUGAUUGGGAAGCCAAUUCCCGUGCUGAAGAAGCACAAACCAUCGGCCGAAGAGGUUGAUCGACUCCAUCAGAAAUACUUAGAAGAGCUGAGAAAGCUCUUUGAGGAACACAAAGCCAAAUACAAUGUCCCAGAAGACAGGCACCUCGAAUUUAUGUAGAGCAGCUUGUGGAAGGUGGAAUUGUGGACAUCAAGCUUCAAGUUUUCCCUGUCUCUGGGAUUGUUUCGCUUCAUGUGUGGGUAAUUCAUGGUCCACACAGUGUGGGGAGAAGGACUUGGUUCUCCCAGCGUUUCCAUCACUCCUCCCUGUAGCACACAUAGAAGAUAACAAGCCAACAAGAUCCCACCUGACUGACCCCACACCACUGGAACUCCCCAGCACAAAGCUCCCACCUCCCAGCUGGUUUCCAUGCCGGCUGCUCAAGAUAUUUCCAGGCAGACAUGAAUUAUGGUUUCCUUUGCAUUUAGUUCAAGUUUCAUUUUCCCAGGCUAGCUGGGUAAAGUUUGUGCUGCAAAAAGCCGAUUCCUCAAAGAUAUCUGAUAGGAUAUAAAGACCUUGGCUGGGAAAAUCACUUCUUGUGUGAGGCUGCUUAUAAGGAACCUCAGACCCCCAUUAGAAUGCCACAGCAGCACCAGCACUGAGACCUCGUGUCACAAAUGAUGGCAUUUCCUAAGGUGAGAGCAUGGCCAGGAGAUGGGAGAAAUGACCUGGGACAGGAAACGUGGCUCACAAAGCCACGUUUGGCAGGUGCUCAAGGCUUUAAAUAGCUGCUGCUCCUUGAUAUCCAGAACUUUAUUAAACUCUGCGCUUAAUGGGAUUUUGCAGCGUGGAAGUUUUAGGUGGCAGGAAGCCAUCUGCUCAGAUCAGCUUUAUUUUACCCUCAGAGAGCCCUUAUACAAUCACAUCUCCUCUCUCCCUUCAUUUCUCUCUCUCCUUCCCACCUGCAAGGAGCUGUCAGAGAUCCCAGGAUUUGUGCUACUGUCAGAAUUGCAUUUAACGAGCUGAACGCACAGCUCUGCUCCCGAGCCAGUGAUGCCAGGACCACCACUGUGGGGUUUUUGAUCUUCACCUUCUCCCUGCUUCAGCCUCAGUGAAGUUAUCCACCCGAAUGACCAGCUGCACAUCCCUCCUGUUCCCAGAAAACCAGCAGCAAUAGGAAAAAUUUGUCCAGAGCCCUUAUUGACAUCGCUACCCGUUCCUGUAAUCCCCCACUUAAUCCAGGCAAAUAAAGCAGGUCACCUGCUAUGA